Messenger RNA from Quercus robur (English oak), 2719 nucleotides. Its product is annotated as ankyrin repeat-containing protein ITN1-like. NCBI's taxonomy places the organism in Eukaryota, Viridiplantae, Streptophyta, Magnoliopsida, Fagales, Fagaceae. Gene Ontology annotation, molecular function: protein binding. The transcript has 10 exons. The coding region runs from base 175 to 2508 and encodes 777 amino acids. The record is from RefSeq and is a predicted model, not a curated record.
CCUUCUUUCUUUUUUCGUUUUUCACACCAAUUCUCUCUCUCAAUCUUCAAGAGUUCCUCUUGUCACCAGUUCCUUUCUAAGAAGAGGCCACACCACCGCUGCCAUCAGGCUGAUUGUCCUCGCCUUGUUGCCGCCUCAUCACUGACACAAUUUGGUUAUAUUGACAGAUCAAACAUGGAAACAAAGCCUGCCUUGAGUGCAGCUGUUGUUGAAGUUCUUAAGCAAGACAAUUAUUUGGAUUGGAGUGUUCGGGUGAAGACAUGUUUGAUGGCUCAAGAUCUUUGGGACAUUGUUGAAUCAAGGAGCGAUUCUCCUACAUCCGAAAAUGAAGCUGCCUUUAAGGUUUGGAGCAAGACGAAUGCCAUGGCUUUACAUGUGAUCCAGAUUUCAUGCGGGCCAGACACAUUUUCUGAUAUUAGGGAGAUUACUUUGGCCAGAAUUGCUUGGGAAACCUUGGCAGGAAAGUACAAACCUAAAGGUCCUGACCCAAGUAGCAGCAUGGCUUCAGUUCCUUUAGAAGAAGACAAUCUUGACUCAAGUACUAAGUCAGGUACGAGCCAGAUUUCAUCUAAUAUUGGGGAGAUUACUUCGGCCAGAAUUGCUUUGGAUACCUUGGCAGACAAGUACAAACCUAAAGGUCUUGACCCAAAUAGCAGUAUGGCUUCAGUUCCUUUGGAAGAAGGCAAGCUUGACUCAAGUAUUAAGCCAGGAGAAAGUGACAAAAAGGGAAACAUUGAUGAUGGCGUUGAGAUUUAUAUGGACUUACACAAAUCUUUGAAAAUUGGUGAUUGGAAUGCUGCCAAGGAGUUCCUUAAUCGCCAUCCGCACGCAAUAAGCGCAAAAAUCACAGUGAGGGACCAGACCGCACUUCAUGUUGCUGCUGAAGCUGGACAUGUGCAUAUAGUGGAGGAGUUGGUAAAGCAAAUGUCUGAAGAAAAUUUGGAAAUAAAAGAUAAUCAUGGUCUCACAGCUCUAACUCAGGCAACUUAUGAUGGAAACUACCGUAUGGCAGAAUGCAUGCUUGGAAAGAAUGAGAACUUGAUCAGUAUUCGAAAUGACGAUGGAGAUAUUCCAGUUGUUACGGCUCUUUGCUAUGGGCAUUUAAAAUUGGCUCGUUAUCUCUAUUUGCUCACUCCGCCAGAAAUUCUAAUGCCAGAAAAUGGCACCGUGGGGGCUACAGUUGUUUGCGAGGCAAUAUAUAACAAAGCUUUGGAUAUUGCUUUGGAUUUAGUCAAGCGUUGUCCACGUUUGGUUGUUGCUAAAGACAUAAAUGGUAAGUCCCCUUUUUAUGCACUGGCAUGUAUGCCUGAUUAUUUCCUAAGUGGAAAUCGGCUCGUAUUUUGGAAACGAUGGAUCUAUUCCGGUAUUCAUAUUCAAUGGGGUGGUCCCAUCAAUGAUAUUCGUUUGAACUUUCAAAAACUUGCAGGAAAUGAAAGCCGAAGCAAUGGUAAAGAAAUUAUUGGAUCAGGUAUCGAGCAUCUAUAUGAAAUGAAGUUGGCCCAUUUUCUAUCCCGUGAACUCCUCAGUCGCAUGAAGGACCAGAUAUUGAUUUCAAAUACUCAACAAAGAACGACUGCUAGGGUUUAUGGAGCCAUCCUCCGUGCAACCAAGGAAGGGAAUUUUGAGUUUGUUUUUGAUAUUGUGAAAGCAGAUCCACAACUUAUGUGGAGCUAUGAUGGAAAAUCAAGAAGCAUUUUUUCGGUUGCAGUCCAAUAUCGUCAUGCCAAAAUCUUUAGCCUUAUCUAUGGUCUUGAUAUGAAAAACGCUUUGGCAAGUGGUAUGGAUUCCUUCUACGGCAAUAACUUAUUACAUAUGGCAGGGAUGUUAGCACCUUCUACUUCACUUAAUGACAUCCCUGGUGCAGCUUUGCAGAUGCAAAGAGAACUACAAUGGUUUAAGGAGGUGGAGAGCAUUGUCCCUCCCAAGGUCCAUGCAAAUUUAAACAAAGAGGAUUUGACUCCCCAAGAAUUAUUUACAAAGAACCACAAGGACAUGAGGAAAGACGGAGAGCAAUGGAUGAAGGGCACAGCAUCUUCUUGUACCGUGGUGGGUGCUCUCAUUGUUACCAUUAUGUUUGCUGCAGUAUUUACCGUUCCAGGUGGUAGUGACCGAACUAAAGGCUUCCCAAUCUUCUUAAAUGAAAAAUUGUUUAUGGUCUUUAUAGUAUCCGAUGUCCUCUCACUCUUUUCUUCCUCAACUUCAGUCUUGAUGUUUCUAGGAAUCCUUACAUCUCGUUAUGCAGAAGAAGAUUUCCUUAAGUCCUUGCCUAAUAAAAUGAUAAUAGGCCUUUCCACCCUUUUCUUCUCUAUUGCAACCAUGAUGACAGCCUUUUCUGCUGCUCUUUUUCUUAUGCUACAUGAACAAUCAUGGAUUUUCAAACCUGCCAUUUGUUUGGCUAGUAUUCCUAUCACCCUCUUUGUAGUGAUGCAAUUCCCUCUUCUUGUUGCCAUGACCAUUUCAACUUAUGGACCUAGCAUCUUCAAUAGGAAAAUGAAGCAUUGGUUUUAACAUAUUCAUUAAUUGUGCUAUAUGAUGUACUGGUGUCCUAUUAAUAAUUGGCAUAUACCAGCCAAAGAUGAAGUUUUUCUUUCUUUUUUCUUUUUUUCUUGGAAGGUAACUAUAGAAUGUUCAGCUCCAAUUGCAUACUUUUUUUAUUUUUGGUCUUGGGCAUAUUAUAAUUACAUUAUAUAAAUCAUGCAUCUAUGUUGCUAUUCUUUAA